UGUAGCAUCUGUGACGUCAGGAGAGACCGGGAUGUAAAAGCUUGCGGCAGGAGCACGCGGGGCUGCACGAGGCCGGAGCAUCGCGGUAAUCAUCGGUAGCACGAGCGGUUUCCUAGGCUACUAACUUUGGCGACCAGACAUGAACGGAGAAAUGAACGGUUAUCACAACGGCUUCAUUGAUGAAGACUGCUUCUUAUUCACCUCCGAGUCGGUGGGAGAGGGACAUCCGGAUAAGAUCUGUGACCAGAUUAGUGAUGCUGUUCUUGACGCCCAUCUGAAGCAAGACCCUGAUGCCAAAGUGGCUUGUGAAACAGUAGCCAAGACUGGAAUGAUCUUACUGGCAGGAGAAGUGACGUCUCGUGCCAACGUGGACUACCAGAAGAUCGUCCGAGACACUGUGAAACACAUCGGCUAUGACGACUCCUCAAAAGGCUUUGAUUAUAAGACCUGCAACGUGUUGGUGGCUUUGGAGCAGCAAUCUCCGGACAUUGCUCAGGGAGUUCACUUGGACCGUAACGAGGAGGAUGUUGGCGCAGGAGACCAGGGACUGAUGUUUGGCUAUGCUACAGAUGAAACAGAAGAGUGCAUGCCCCUCACCAUCAUGCUGGCCCAUAAGCUGAAUGCCAAAAUGGCUGAACUGCGUCGCAAUGGUGUCCUGCCCUGGCUCCGCCCGGACUCCAAAACCCAGGUGACCGUGCAGUACAGACAGGACCACGGUGCAAUGCUCCCGGUGCGUGUGCACACUAUAGUGAUCUCUGUGCAGCACGAUGAAGACAUCUGCCUUGAUGAGAUGCGUGAUGCUCUGAAGGAGAAGGUGGUUAAAGCAGUGGUGCCUUGCGUUUACCUGGAUGACGACACCAUUUACCACCUGCAGCCCAGCGGGCGCUUCGUUAUCGGCGGACCACAGGGCGAUGCCGGGUUAACAGGUCGUAAGAUAAUUGUAGACACGUAUGGAGGUUGGGGUGCACACGGCGGAGGAGCUUUCUCUGGGAAGGAUUACACAAAAGUUGACCGCUCUGCCGCCUACGCUGCCCGCUGGGUGGCCAAGUCUCUGGUCAAAGCAGAACUCUGCAGGCGUGUCCUUGUACAGGUAUCUUAUGCAAUCGGAGUAGCUCAUCCUCUGUCCAUCUCCAUUUUCCACUAUGGCACGUCGAAGAAGAGCGAAAGGGAACUGCUGGAGAUUGUAAAGAAGAACUUCGACCUUCGUCCAGGAGUCAUUGUGAGGGAUCUGCAGCUGAAGAAGCCCAUUUAUCAAAGGACAGCUGCAUACGGCCACUUCGGACGCGACUCCUUCCCAUGGGAGAUUCCCAAAAAGCUCCAGUACUAAACUGCUGUCAAACUCCUCCCCCCCCAUGGCCUGCUGACGUAAACUACAGAGAAGUGUGCAAGGCUGCAAGAGAGGGGUGGAGUUUUAGACAAGCUUCAUCCGACACAAACGUUCAGAUUGUAAUUAAUAACCAUUUGUUCAAAAGGCAACUCUACCAACACAAAGCGAAAUGAUUUAUAUUUCUUUUAAAAGUCAUGACCUUAAUCCUCAUUCCUAAGUCUUAUUUUUUUUUUUAAUUUCUCUUAAAGACAUCAUACACUCAAGUUAUUCCUGUGUGUGUGUGUGAGAGGAUAUUUCUAUUGAUAUCAUAAUGAAUUACUGAAACAGCUAGUUCUUUCUAUGCCUACAUUUAAGGUCUUCCUUGUGGGCGUAGACAAACGUCCCUACAAUGUCAAGACCAUCAGAUAAUCUUAGCUUUGGGGAAACACACUCAACCAAAUAUCAUAGCUCUCUUAUUCUUAUGUUCUGAUUUUAUGCCUCAUUUUGUUUUUUUCUUAAUCAUUAAAUGUAAAAAACCUGGUGCUGAUGGAAAAGGGAAAUAACCACCUUUUUAAUUUUAAUAGGCAUUUUCUCAGUCAUGUUCACUUUCUGCUUACUUUGCCUUGUUGGGACUGAAAAAUGUGGCUAGUGUUUUACAGAGAAACUAGCCUUGUUUACAUUCUCUCUCUGUCUCCGACGGCUUUUACAUUAAGUCUUUAUUUAUGUCAUUUAAAAAUAAAACGCAUUUUGCAUUCCCUCAA
Molecule: messenger RNA, 2067 nt
Organism: Tachysurus vachellii
Lineage: Eukaryota; Metazoa; Chordata; Actinopteri; Siluriformes; Bagridae
Gene: mat2ab
Product: methionine adenosyltransferase 2Ab
Exons: 9
Coding region: 140-1327 (395 amino acids)
Biological process (GO): S-adenosylmethionine biosynthetic process
Cellular component (GO): methionine adenosyltransferase complex; cytosol
Molecular function (GO): ATP binding; methionine adenosyltransferase activity
Source: RefSeq, a predicted model, not a curated record